AUGGAAAACAAAAUCGUAUUGAUUUUUGUUCUUGCCUUCAUCCCGACCAUUCUGGGUCGUAAUGCUACAACGGGUACAAUUGUGGUUGAUGCAACCACAACAAUAGCGGAAACUGAUGAGAAUUUCGUUUGUUUUACUUUGGACAUUUGGCCCCAUGACGAGUGUCGUUGGUCCAAACUUUGUGUUUGGGAUGGUCAUGCUUCUAUGCUCAAUUUGGACUUAACUCUUCCUAUCAUGAACAAAGCCGUUCAAGCUUUCAAGUCGGUAAGGAUUAGAGUUGGAGGCACUUUACAAGACAAAUUGAUUUACAACGUUGGGGCUGGCUUCCAGGGAACCUGUCACCCAUUUCAAGCAACCAAAGGUUCGUUGUUUGACUUCUCGGUGGGAUGUUUGUACAUGGAAAGGUGGGACGAUUUGAACAACUUUUUCAACAAUACCGGGGCGAUUGUGACUUUUGGCUUAAACGCUCUCUUGGGUAAGUACAAGACGCAAGGAAUUCAAUGGGAAGGAAAUUGGAACUAUAGCAAUGCCGAGGCUCUUAUUCAAUACACGGUAGAGAAUAAUUAUCAAAUAAAUUCAUGGGAGUUUGGUAAUCCUCAUAUUUCUUAUACAUUUAUCAAUAGUUUUUGGUACUUGGAUCAGCUCGGGAUGGCUUCAAUGUACAAUACAAAAGUAUAUUGUCGACAGACUUUGAUCGGUGGAUUCUAUGGUGUCAUCAAAUCCUCAACUUUACUUCCUACGCCAGAUUACUAUGGUGCACUUCUCUUUCAUCGACUCAUGGGACCCCGUGUUCUCAAAAUUGACAAUAAUGUCUCUUCUGACCUUCGUAGCUAUGCCCAUUGCUCGAGAGGAAGAUCUGGUGUAACCUUGCUUUUCAUCAAUUUGAGCAAUGCAACCGACUUUAUAAUUGACCUUGAAAACAACAUCAACUUGAGUUCAGGUAAGAGAAACGCUUCAAAAGGUCAAAGAGUGAAAAUAGAUUCACCAAGAGAGGAAUACCAUUUGACUCCGAAAGAUGGUCUAGUUAGAAGUUCCACGGUGCUUUUAAAUGGAAAUCCAUUGGAGACUACCAAAGAGGGAGACAUACCAAAUCUUAUACCUGUCUACCGUCAGAGCAACUCUUCUAUACAUAUUGCUGGUUGGUCCAUUGCUUUCAUUGUCGUCCCUCACUUUGUAGCUCCAGCAUGCAACUAA
Messenger RNA from Cucurbita maxima (winter squash), 1194 nucleotides. RefSeq names its product heparanase-like protein 1. Gene Ontology annotation, molecular function: beta-glucuronidase activity. Gene Ontology annotation, cellular component: membrane; plant-type cell wall. The transcript is spliced from 8 exons. NCBI's taxonomy places the organism in Eukaryota, Viridiplantae, Streptophyta, Magnoliopsida, Cucurbitales, Cucurbitaceae. The coding region runs from base 1 to 1194 and encodes 397 amino acids. The record is from RefSeq and is a predicted model, not a curated record.